This is a messenger RNA of Paramecium tetraurelia, 630 nucleotides long. RefSeq lists its product as uncharacterized. The transcript is spliced from 3 exons. Lineage: Eukaryota; Ciliophora; Oligohymenophorea; Peniculida; Parameciidae. The record is from RefSeq and is a predicted model, not a curated record. The annotation marks the transcript as partial.
AUGAAAUAUGUUAUCGAUAUAUUUAUUGGAUCCUCAUAUUCUAUGAUGAUAUUAUCAAGCUUUAAAAAGAUUAAUUAGUCUAAAUUUAUAGAUAAUGUUAAAUUCAUCUAUAAAUUACUGAAUUAUAUAAGAUUUAUAUUUAGCUAAAUAAGUCGAACCAAACCAUAAAAAGGUUGUCGAUAUUUUUUUCUCAAAAUUAUUAAAUCUAAUAAUUAUUUCAUAUACUUUUUCUAAUCUAAAAAAUAAAGUUAAUUUACUAUCAACAUAUUUAAUUAUUGUAUGAAAUUAUUUAUGAUACUUAUUGUUUUGGUAUUUUCAACUCCAUCAUCUGUGAUUUAUGAGUUUAAUGCAAAUUCCUAAAUAAAUGAUGGAUGGGUUAUUAGAGAUAAUGACUGUUUUUUUUAUAAUUGCGGAGGGAUUUUUUAUUUUGGCUAACCUCUUAAUGAUGAUAAUCCAAUUUGGAUUAGCAGAUUAUUUUCAAAUCUACAAGACCAUUCUCACAUUUUAGUAGAGGCUAAAGUUUUGAGAAUGUAUACCUCUGAUCCUUUUGUCAUUGAAUUAGACUAUAUUACAGCUCAAUAGUCACUCACUACAUCUUCAUCUACAAGUUCAGUUUGCUCCGGUUCAUAA